This is a messenger RNA of Marasmius oreades (fairy-ring Marasmius), 240 nucleotides long. RefSeq lists its product as uncharacterized. The record is from RefSeq and is a predicted model, not a curated record. The transcript has 2 exons. The coding region runs from base 1 to 240 and encodes 79 amino acids. NCBI's taxonomy places the organism in Eukaryota, Fungi, Basidiomycota, Agaricomycetes, Agaricales, Marasmiaceae.
AUGGUCAUCGAGAAUCAGCCUAAGUUCAUCGACAUGCCCAAUGUUGGUGCGCCAGGUAUACCCUACUUCACACCUCAUCAAGCCCCCCCUGCCGGUACCGCUGUUGAUCCCCAACCCAAUGGCAAACCUAUACCGUCAACUUUCAAGCCUUUAAAGGUCUUCGGGGAGCUUGUGGGCUCAAAGUUCUUUGUCAUUAGGUCGCCCCCUUAUGUCAAUAUUCGGCCGAAAAUGGCCUCAUAA